AUGGCCUCUCGCCUCGCCCGUCUCCCCCGGUGGAUCAGCCACUGGCUCGGCUAUCGCCCAGAGGCCGUGAAACCACUCUCUAAAUACCAAGUCGCUCUAUGGUCCUUCAUAACCUCAUUCUGUGGUCUAUCAGUCGUGCAAGCAAUUUUCAAUUAUUCUGACUAUUUCAUUGAUCGCAAUGUACCGGGUAUAAUCGCAUCCUAUGGUGCAUCCGCAGUCCUCGUCUUCGGCGCAAUCGAAAGUCCCCUCGCGCAACCACGCGCUCUAGUCUUCGGUCACUUCUUCAGCGCUUUAGUUGGCAUCUGCGUUACCAAAUUGUUCAGCCUAAUGCCCGACCAAGCGCGGUUCGAGUCUCUGCGCUGGCUGGCCGCUUCGCUUUCUACCGCUAUUGCUAUUGUCGUGAUGCAGUUGACGGGUACUACCCACCCGCCUGCCGGAGCGACUGCUUUGCUCCCGGCGACCAGUGCCGAGAUUUGGCUGCUGUCGUGGUACUACUUACCUGUAGUUCUGCUGUCUUCGGUUAUGCUCUUGGUGUGUGCGUUGCUGUUCAAUAAUUUGCAUCGUCGAUAUCCUGCAUUUUGGAUCGCGCCUACUCCGCCAAAGGCUGCUGCACCUGCUCCGGCACCUGUUGAGGUUUCAUCAUUGGAGAAGGCAGCGAAGUGUCCUGUUUGA
Messenger RNA from Penicillium robsamsonii, 672 nucleotides. Its product is annotated as HPP family protein. The record is from RefSeq and is a predicted model, not a curated record. Bases 1 to 672 code for a protein of 223 amino acids. The transcript is spliced from 2 exons. NCBI's taxonomy places the organism in Eukaryota, Fungi, Ascomycota, Eurotiomycetes, Eurotiales, Aspergillaceae.